CUCCCAGCCUGGCCACCUACAACCACUUACUGCACAUGAACGUUCACGGCUUCCUUAAGAUCCAAGUCUUACGGAAUCUGUUGUUAGAGCUGGAAGGAUGCAGCUUCACCUGUCGAGACCCUGGUGAUAAUCUGUUCUUUGGCACUGCCAUGAAGGCAUGUUUGAUCAAUAACGAUUUGGAGUUGGGUUAUAAAGUUCAUUCUCUGUUGGAAGUUGGAGAGAACUGGAGGCUGCUGGGAGCUGCCAACAAACAAGCAUAUUACUACAAUUGCUUCUUACGCCUGCUGUGCCAGAUGGAGAACAUUGAUGUGGUGCUGAAGUGGUACAAAAAGCUGGUCCCCUCGAUGUUUUACCCCCACCCUGAGAAUAUGAUGGGCAUGCUGCAGACUCUGGACACAGAGAACCGCCUGGACCUGCUGCCCAUGAUAUGGAAAGACAUGAAGACAUUUGGUCAUAUUUAUCCGGAUUUGGUGGAGGAGCUGCUCAGUCUCAUGGCCAGAGAUAAACACAAUCCUAAGGUUCAGGAGUCGUUCGCUGCCUGUGCUCUGGAUGUGAAACAAACGUUUUCAGAGAAGGGCAUAGAGUGGAAGUCCUCCUACCUGUCACACGUCAGCACUGUGCUGCUGAGAGCCAACCAGUGUGAGGAGGCCUGGGAGAUGCUGCUGAUCUUCAAAGAGAAAAACCUGGUUCCUUCUGAAGCUGUGCUGAACAGCUUCCUGUCAGAGUGUCAGAGCAGCAUUGGUCCUGACAGAGCAGUGGAGCUGGUGCAGCUGUCUGCAGCCUUCUGCCUGCCUGCAACAAGUGAGCUGGCAUCAAGAGUGCUGGUUGACUUUAAUCUGACCGAGAGCCAGAG
This is a messenger RNA of Austrofundulus limnaeus, 853 nucleotides long. Its product is annotated as pentatricopeptide repeat domain-containing protein 3, mitochondrial. Gene Ontology annotation, molecular function: protein binding; rRNA binding; ribosomal small subunit binding. NCBI's taxonomy places the organism in Eukaryota, Metazoa, Chordata, Actinopteri, Cyprinodontiformes, Rivulidae. The record is from RefSeq and is a predicted model, not a curated record. Gene Ontology annotation, biological process: mitochondrial translation. Gene Ontology annotation, cellular component: mitochondrion.